This is a messenger RNA of Penicillium malachiteum, 960 nucleotides long. RefSeq names its product thiamine transporter TPC1. The record is from RefSeq and is a predicted model, not a curated record. Lineage: Eukaryota; Fungi; Ascomycota; Eurotiomycetes; Eurotiales; Aspergillaceae. Gene Ontology annotation, molecular function: thiamine transmembrane transporter activity. The coding region runs from base 1 to 960 and encodes 319 amino acids. Gene Ontology annotation, cellular component: mitochondrial inner membrane. The transcript is spliced from 2 exons. Gene Ontology annotation, biological process: thiamine pyrophosphate transmembrane transport.
AUGUCAGCCGGGGGUGAACAUCUCAAGGAUGAGGGCACAAAACGGCAAACCGUGCUGGCAGGCGGGAUAGCAGGACUGAUCUCGCGGUUUUGCAUUGCGCCGCUCGACGUGGUCAAGAUCCGCCUGCAGCUGCAGAUCCACUCGCUCUCGGACCCGGCGUCGCAUUCAACAGUCGUGGGGCCUGUAUACAAGGGGACGUUGUCGACGAUGCGGGCCAUUGUGCGACAAGAAGGAAUUACAGGUCUCUGGAAAGGAAACAUCCCGGCCGAAAUGAUGUACGUCUGCUAUGGCGCUCUCCAAUUCACCGCAUACCGCACAACAACCCAAUUCCUCGCCGAACUAGACCCCUACCGACUUCCACCAGCCGCCGAAUCCUUCCUCUCCGGCGCUGUAGCAGGUGGAAUGGCAACAGCAACAACCUACCCACUGGAUCUCCUGCGCACCCGAUUUGCCGCGCAAGGCCCCGAACAGGUUUACAGAUCUCUCCGCUCAUCAAUAGUAGAGAUAGCGCAACAAGAAGGGCCAGCAGGAUUCUUCCGCGGAUGUUCCGCCGCAGUGGUGCAAAUAGUUCCGUAUAUGGGUCUGUUCUUCACCGCGUACGAGGGAUUCAGACCUGUAAUGGCGGAAUUAGAUCACUUGCCAUUCGGAACGGGGGAUGCAGCUGCAGGAGUUGUGGCUAGCGUGCUUGCGAAAACGGGUAUUUUCCCACUUGACCUCGUGCGGAAGAGACUCCAAGUCCAGGGUCCUACGCGGACGCGAUAUGUGCACCGGAAUAUUCCCGAGUACGAUGGUGUUGCGCGGUCGAUUAUGAUGAUUUUGCGGACGCAGGGUGUACGGGGUUUGUAUCGUGGGUUGACGGUUAGUCUGUUGAAGGCUGCGCCAGCUAGUGCGGUGACGAUGUGGACGUAUGAGCGCGUGUUGAGGAUUUUGCAAGAGACGGAGGUGGCAGCUGCGUAUUGA